This is a messenger RNA of Lingula anatina, 819 nucleotides long. RefSeq names its product neo-calmodulin. The record is from RefSeq and is a predicted model, not a curated record. Gene Ontology annotation, molecular function: calcium ion binding. Gene Ontology annotation, cellular component: myosin II complex. Lineage: Eukaryota; Metazoa; Brachiopoda; Lingulata; Lingulida; Lingulidae.
UGGUUGCAACGCGGCCUUAAGUGCUGAUAAUACAGAGGUACUAAUAUAGUGUCUAGUCUGAAGGCGAGCGUUCGAAGCAAAGCACAAUGUGUCACGAAAUAAGAGAAGAAGAGUUAGCUGAGUUCAAGGAAGCGUUUGGACUCUUUGACAAAGAUGGCGACGGUCGGAUUACGUCAGCGGAACUGGGGACGGUCAUGCGCAGUCUUGGUCAGAACCCCACUGAUGACGACCUCAGAGACAUGGUCAACGAAGUGGAUGCUGAUGGAAACGGUACAAUUGACUUCGAUGAAUUCAUCAAGAUGAUGAGUAAAUCGAAACAGUCUAGCAAGGAGGAAUUGUUGCAAGCUUUCCGGCUGUUUGACAAGGACGGGAACGGCUUCAUUAGCGCUGAGGAGCUCCGGAACGUGAUGGCCAGCCUGGGGGAAAAGUUAACAGACGAAGAGAUCAAACAGAUGAUCCAGGAGGCCGACGUGGACGGUGACGGGCAGGUGAAUUAUGAAGAAUUCGUCCGGAUGAUGGACAAUCCAGGCCAUAAGUGAUUCCGGCAAAGAAAGUCUCGCGCGAACAGAAACUCUCGCACGGGCAUAUCACUGUUCUAUGCAUGACGUUAUGAUUGAUUAGCACCUUGAGGAAGGAGAUCUCGCUCGAACGAGAUCAUAAGCUUGGGCCUUACUUUACUCAGUGAAGUACUGCAUCUCGUUCGAACGAGAACAGGAGGUUGUGUCUAUGGCAACCAGUGGUAAUCAUUGCUGUCCACAUUUUUCAAUUUGAGGAGAUUAUAGCAUCUGCGUGUUUGAUAUAAUAAAAAUGCUAAAUCGC